AUCCUGUCGAUUCUCGUGUUGGGCUUGGCUUGCUUGGAUGACCUCAGAUCGCAUUCUGGGAUUUUGCAUGGGGCAUGCUCUGGUAGCCCUGGCUUGUUCUUGGUGUCCGCCUGUCAAGGUCACGAUUUGUCAAGCAGUUUUACUUUCGCUUCGUCGAUUUAUUGGUCCUGAAUAUACAGAAAAUUGCAGAAUCAAUGUAAGCGCUAUGCGCGUAUUAGCGGAAAACAGUGGCUCCGUAUUCUUAAAUUCAAAUCACACUGAAGAACGUGCAGGAGAUAGUUUUGUUUCGAUCCAGGGGAUUGCGCCGGGAUCGCGCAGCAUGUGCGAGGGAGCAGUGAAAAGAGUUUCCAAAUCUAUGUCGCUGAACUCCAGGCCUCAACCUAAGCGACCAAUGGAUGCAGUCGGAAAACGAUUCACAUCCAAGCACAGAUUUUCGCCAGCAUUCCUAAGCUGGAGACCAGCCAAGCUCUGCCGUAUUGUCCAGGCGCAUCCAUUGCUCAUCUUGUUAUCAAUCCUGUGGCCACUGAUGGUACCGUUGGAGUACAACCUGACUAUGGUGGCGCCUGGGGGCGAGGCUUACGACGCUGGUUUCGUAGUUACUGAUCGCUUGCACAAGUUUUUGAAGGAGAACACUAGUUGGCAUCACUUGCUUGCUGCGGCUAAUACGGUUCUGGUGGUGUUCCAGAUUUUAUAUAUUGCGUGGGUGUGGGCAGUGGAGGGCCGAUUUCGCCCCACUCUUGCGUCGGCAUUCAUGUACAGCAGCCGCGGCUUUCUCGGCUACUCCACUCAACUUCCCCUUCCCAAGGACUUUCUCGACUCUGCGGUCGACUUUCCAGUUGGUGACUAUUCGUUUUUCCUCUUCUUUUCGGGGCACGUUGGAGCCUCCGUUAUUUGCUCCUUGGACUUGCGGGAUGUGAACCGGAUGCGAGGUGCUCUGUUGAUGGACACACUGAAUGUGCUUCAAAUGGUGCGACUCCUUGCCUCUCGGGGUCAUUACACUAUAGACCUUGUGAUUGGGGCUUUUGCAGGCUGGGCGUGUUACUAUGUGGCUGGCUUGUACGAGGAAAGGAUGAAAAGCGUCAUUUUGAUGUCUUCCAAUGCCGUAGUCCCGGAUGCUGACCACAGUGAUUCCGACCAUCCCAAAUCUGACAAAUGAUUGUACGUGAUAGCUUACGCGAACCCCAUCGACAACACAUCAAAGCAGAAAACCUUGCAAUGGGGUUUGCUCUCUGUCAACACAGCAGAGCGUGUUCCUUCGCGUUUUGCCCCACCUCGUUCUCUUUUUUUCCAAUUGUGCGGGCCUGAUAUUUGUGUAAACAUACGCUCUUUUAUGAUUAAGUAUGAAGACCUUUUUUCAUGCGCCAUACAUCGAUUAAGUCUGUUGAAGCCAAUCUUCUAAAGACUAACACCUGCCCACGACCUCUUUAUUUACCAUGCUCUUCAUGAAUCGGAUCACAUCAGACUGUCUUAUCCUCUUAAUGGUUCAUGGUCCUGUCUUUGUACAAGUUGGCCCAGUACUGCUGCAACUGUGACAAAGCAAACUGACACGAGAACGAGGCUGUGUCCAGUCAAAAAGUGUCUGUUCUACAAUGACAAAUCACUGGUAGUAUGUUUUGUCGACAUUCUUUGAGUGCAGUGUCCUCUGGGUUGGUAUUCGAGUCCCUUGAGUGAGCAUUGUUCGCAUGAAUUUUGGACAAAAAGAGGUGGCCAUCACAACUGCUCAGAUCCGGAAACAUUGUCGUAUUUUAAACCAAUGCAGUGCCUUAGAAAUCCUGGAACUGUGUCUAAAGACGGACAAUACCUGUCGGGCAUCAGUGACAGCAAUUCAUGCGGUGUUUACAGUGUUAAUGACGCUGAUUACUUCGCGAUAGAACCUUCCCGUUGGAGUGCCAUCCAACGAGGAACGAGUCAAUAACCUCUGGAGCUAAUGCUGGGCGAACAUGCUGCCAACUGCGCCAGAAUAUUUUUGAUCACUGAGGAGAUGUAGGUUAAGAACUUAUGUUGUUUGAUUGAUGGACCCUACACCGUGGAAGAUAUGCUCACUCCGUCAGAUAACUGUGUCACACGUCCAUCAGUUGGAACAGUUGUGCAGGUCAGGUCACAGAAAGGAGAUGCGUAUUAGCGAUCGAUGAGUUCCCGACUUGGUGACCUAGCACCAACGGCAGAUGAAGUAGGUCGAAGCCACGCAAUGGAAGGUAGCUUCUUCGCUUUGCUUAUUUAAUGGGGGGUGGAUGUGAUCACCUGCUUUUACCUCUUCAAGUCAUGGAUGUUGGCAGCGCGACAAUCCUGAUUGCUAAGAAGCAUGCUGAUGGUGCAGGAAGAAUUACUGUGGAUGCAUCGGCUAUCGCCAAAUUGCUGAGCUCUUCUCAAUAACAUAGGGAACUUAAAUUCGAGAACAUUCAUCGACAACGGCGUUGCUACCUUUUCGGUAGCGUCAGAUCUUGAUGGAUUCUCCGAAUGAACCAGUAGCCUCAGUGAUGGAUAUUCCUCGCAAGAACAGAUUCUUGGCCAGAACACGGGAGAAAUGGGAGCUCAAUCAGUACUGGUAUGCUCCCAGUACCAUAGCCAUGCUAACCAAGGAAAUCGAGGAACAUGCCACCAAAGUUGCUUUCUUAUCAACCCCUAGCGUGUGGUUCUCCCUCGACAACCAAGAAAUAAAACAACGCAGCUUCUUUUUCGAUGUGGAUAUACAAUGGGAGAAACACUCCAACUUUGUGAACUGGAACUACAAUCAGCCCACGCAGAUAGAGGUUAAAAUGCACCACGAGUUCGACUGUGUGGUGAUUGAUCCCCCCUUCGUCACAUCGGAGGUGUGGGCGAAGUAUGCUGAGGCAACCCUUCUGUUGCUCAAAGACGGAGGAAAGAUCAUUCUGAGCACGAUCCCAGAGAAUGCGCAGAUUUUGAAGCAGAUGCUGAAUGUGGAGCCUCAGACAUUUCAGCCUUCAGUUCCACAUUUGGUGUAUCAGUAUAAAUUCUUUACCAACUAUAACUCCACCAAUUUCUCUUCUGUCAAUCCUGAGGUGGAGAGCUGCUAAUAAGGAAUACCGCAUCUCAAACUGCGAUGCUUGCCGACUCUAUGUACUACUUUACAUAACCACUACGUAGGGACCACUUCAUUAAUGUUAGACCAAGUCGUACCGCGGACAAAGCGUGUUUAAUUUAUUGCAUCAGAGAUUAAAUGUUCUUUCACCUUGA
Molecule: messenger RNA, 3195 nt
Organism: Physcomitrium patens
Lineage: Eukaryota; Viridiplantae; Streptophyta; Bryopsida; Funariales; Funariaceae
Source: RefSeq, a predicted model, not a curated record